AACACGACCUAAACCUUAUCUGCCACGGCCUCUUGUCACGUUAUAAACGACUAGAUAAGGCAGGGACAAAAUUCCUUCGGUACAUUUAACAUAAAACUUCAGAAUGGUUAUUUACGGUGCGUUUGUGUUAGCACUCUUCUGUGGGGUGUCGUCUGGGGCAGUCGCUAAAUGUAAAACAAGCGGUGAGUGUGGUACAGGUCAAUGUUGUUAUAUAGAGCCAGAAUUUCUCGUGGCCAGCAAGAGGCAAGCAGUACUUCCCGUACUCCAUCAACAUCAUGAUGCAGGUAUUUGCGAAAACUAUCGCUUACAAGGCGAUCUCUGCUACCCACUAGAGACGGCCAAUGGGCAUUGUGGGUGCGGAUCUGGACUAAGUUGUCAGUGGGUUCCAGAGCCAACGACAAUUUCUGCUAAAAGAGGCAUGAUUUACCAUCCAGGACCUGGCAACUAUAGGUGCGCAACAAGACAGUAGGGGAUGGUAGCAACGAAAUCUUGAGAAGUUCAUCUUGUGAAUUAUAACGAAAUGACUCAAUGACAAAUAAUUAAGAAAAUGUUUUUAUAGAUUAAUAAACAAAUUAUCUAAUUC
Messenger RNA from Ruditapes philippinarum (Manila clam), 583 nucleotides. RefSeq lists its product as uncharacterized. The transcript has 3 exons. NCBI's taxonomy places the organism in Eukaryota, Metazoa, Mollusca, Bivalvia, Venerida, Veneridae. The record is from RefSeq and is a predicted model, not a curated record. The coding region runs from base 104 to 469 and encodes 121 amino acids.